Molecule: messenger RNA, 2326 nt
Organism: Clupea harengus (Atlantic herring)
Lineage: Eukaryota; Metazoa; Chordata; Actinopteri; Clupeiformes; Clupeidae
Gene: syt11a
Product: synaptotagmin XIa
Biological process (GO): calcium ion-regulated exocytosis of neurotransmitter; vesicle fusion
Cellular component (GO): plasma membrane; synapse; exocytic vesicle
Molecular function (GO): calcium-dependent phospholipid binding; SNARE binding; phosphatidylserine binding
Source: RefSeq, a predicted model, not a curated record
UCGUGACGGUUCUGCAAUCUACAUUCCAGAGACUCGCAUCUGUCAACAUGACUUAAGUUAGCUUCCUGCGAUGAGAUCACUAUCUACAGACAAUAAAAUCAGUCCCCUGCCGAUUCGCACAUGGGUUGUGCAAAUACAUUGACGCUGCGACGAUGUCAUUGUAAUGAGCCUAUCGGAUUUUCUAACACCAGUAGGGCGGCGCUAAGAUGUCUGUGGCGUAUAUCAUGGCGUCCACGCCUCGGGUACCAGUCUCGUGCCGCAGCUGCUCCGAGCACCACUGAGAUCGGUGGAGGAGAGAACGAGAGCGAGCACGGGCGCGUUCACGAGCGCAUCCUUCAGGAGGACGCAAUCACUUCAGACACUCUGGGACCCCUAUGAAAACAGGACUGCUCAACCCUGACGCUCCGACAACUGGGCGUUUUGCUGACCGGGAGAUUUAGAACAAAAACAAAAGUAUCAUUCAUGGAAAUAAAAUAGACCUCUGGUUCAUUUUAUUUUUUAUUUUAUUUUUUUUAUUUGUUUGUUUUCUGAUCGGAAGACAAACACCGGAGUUCCAAAAUGGCUGAAAUGACCAAUUUAAGACCAACCUAUGAAGUCUCGCCAGUGCUGGCAGGCUUCCUAGGUGCCGGGGUGCUGGUCGUCUCGGUGACGGUUGCCGUGUUCCUGUGGAGCUGCUGCCAGCGCCGCUACCGGCGAAUGACGGGGGCCUACAAGCUGAACAGCGGCCCGUACGACCCCCCCGUGGACCCCCCCUACAAGUUCAUCCACAUGCUCAAGGGGAUCAGCAUUUACCCAGAAUCCCUCAGCAGCAGCAAGAAGAUCGUCCGCGUGGGCCGCCGCCCUGGCAACAGCGGGCCUUCAUCCUCGUCCUCCAACUCCUCCUCCUCAUCGUCAUCACUGACAUCAUCGCUGCGCGACUGGCGCUACGGCUUCGGUGCGGAAUGCGGACGCAACCGCAACGCGAUGGUGGACGCCGACCCCGAGGGCGGGUUCCUGGGUGGGGGGGCGCACCUGCAGAUGAACCCGCUGGUGCCCCCUUGUGGCGUGCCCCGGCUGGAGCGGGCGCUGCCCAUCCGCGCCGACUACUGCUGCCUGGAGAGCUCGGGCGGCAGCAGCGGCAGCGAACCCGCCAGCAAGACGGCCACGCCCCACUGCCCCAUCACCUUGAAUCUGGGCACGCUCAGUCUGGCCGUGGACUACAACUUCCCCAAGAAGGCCCUGGUGGUGACCAUCAUGGGUGCGCAGGGUCUGCCCGCCGUGGACGAGCAGGCGGCCAGUUCCGACCCCUACGUGAAGAUGACCAUCCUGCCCGAGAAGAAGCACCGCGUGAAGACCCGCGUGCUCAGGAAGACGCUGGAGCCCGUGUUCGACGAGACCUUCACCUUCUACGGCGUGUCCUACAGCACGCUGUCUGAGCUCACGCUGCACUUCCUCGUGCUCAGCUUCGACCGCUUCGCCCGCGAUGACAUCAUUGGCGAGGCCGUCGUGCCAUUGGGCGGCGUGGACCCCAGCACUGGACGCGUGCAUAUCAGCCAGCCAAUCACCAAGAGGAAUGUUCAGAGUGACAGUCGUGGAGAGCUGCUCGUCUCUCUCUCCUAUCAUCCUGCCACUCAGCGCCUCAAUGUGGUCGUACUGAAGGCCAAACACCUGCCCAAGAUGGACAUCGCCGGAAUGUCUGGCAACCCGUACGUGAAGGUGAACGUGUUCUAUGGCCGCAAGCGCAUCGCCAAGAAGAAGACACACGUGAAGAAGUGCACGCUCAACCCCGUCUUCAACGAGUCCUUCAUCUACGACGUGCCCGCCGAGCUCAUGCCCGACCUGUCCGUGGAGUUCCUGGUCAUCGACUUCGACCGCACCACCAAGAAUGAGAUGGUGGGCCGUGUGGUCCUGGGGGGGCAGAGCCCCUCCCCGACGGGCGUCACACACUGGCGCGAGGUGUGCGACAACCCACGCCGGCAGAUCGCCAAGUGGCACAACCUAGAGGAGUUCUAGAACCCAGAGCGCCUGCGGCUUUCCCUGCUUAGCCCAGCGAGAGGUGGGGGAGGUGGGGACAUGAGUUCGCACCCCACCACCACCCCCUUUUCCCCCGAAAUACAUAAAAGGUUUAGUUGAAAUAGAGAAGGCCCCCCCCAUCAAAGAUUCCCUCUUCCUGAUCUGAGACGCUAUGCCCCUCCUCCCUCGUCGUGUUGACAGGUACUGGACCCAAUUGCCUGAUCCCCUGAUACCCUCUCCUUCGUUCCCACCCCUGCCCCACAGAGACAGAAAACUGCACUGAAAGACAGAACUCACUCGUCGCAGUGAGACGACCAUCCCCCCACCACCACCC